This is a messenger RNA of Colletotrichum gloeosporioides, 2466 nucleotides long. Its product is annotated as Transcription factor BYE1. Gene Ontology annotation, molecular function: RNA polymerase II transcription regulatory region sequence-specific DNA binding. Gene Ontology annotation, biological process: transcription elongation by RNA polymerase I; transcription antitermination; DNA-templated transcription. The transcript has 2 exons. NCBI's taxonomy places the organism in Eukaryota, Fungi, Ascomycota, Sordariomycetes, Glomerellales, Glomerellaceae. Bases 1 to 2466 code for a protein of 821 amino acids. The record is from RefSeq and is a predicted model, not a curated record. Gene Ontology annotation, cellular component: nucleus.
AUGUCCGUGCGCGCGACCAAGGGCCAGCACACCAAGGCCUUCGACGACCAACCGAUCGAGCCUCCCAAGAAGCGAGGGAGGAAGAAGAAGCAGGAGGAGGAGCCCGAGGAGGAGAUUAUCCGUUGCGUCUGCGGCGCGACCGAACAGGACGGCGACUCUGAAGAGCCCUGGAUCGCAUGCGACAAAUGCACUGCGUGGCAGCACAAUGUUUGCAUGGGUAUGAGUGUCUUCACGGAAGACCUCCCUAAGAACUACUACUGCGAGCAAUGCGCUCCACAAGAUCACAAGGAGCUCCUGGCUGCCAUGUCCAAGGGCGAGCGCCCCUGGGAGGCCCGCCGCAAGGCCUACGAGGACGAACAGAACGAGAAGAAGAAGAAAAAGAAGAAGGGCGGCAGGGCUGGCAAGCGUGCCAGCGAUCCCAAGGAGGACUUGUCGCAGGACGCCAGGAGUAACAAGGCAGAAGACUCUCCCGCUCCGUCGGAGACCAAGGAGAAGAAGGACAAGAAGGACGGCGCAGCGAAGCCGUCCACCGGCAAGCGGAAGGUUCGCGACGAAGAGAAGGAUUCAAAGGUUGGUUACUACUCGUCGAGACCGCUAGGCCGAUGUGCUGACUUGGUACUAUCACAGGCUUCCAACCAGAAGAUGCGCAAGCUUUCCGAACCCGAGGCUGCAAUCGUCAACUAUACCCCGCCGGCAGACCUGACUGCCAAGAUUACAGACCUCCCGGACGAUCGCAAGGGCUCUGCGCAACUGCUUCAGAAGGCCCUUGUCGGCGUCCUUACCGCUGCCGUCAAGGACAAGAGUGUGACGCUGCCCAAAGACGUCACUGUCGCGGCCAAGGCUGAGCGCCUGGCUCUCGAGAUCGAACGUGCGGUCCAUGAUACUCACGCCGACCGUAGCCACUACGCUCAGCAGGCCAGGGCACUGUACGCCAACAUCAAGAUCAAUGCCGACUUGACCAAGCGUCUUUUGAAGCGCACCUUGUCUCCGCCUAUGCUGGCCACCAUGAGCGCCGACGAACUGGCUACCAAGGAGAGGCAAGAUGCGAAUGCGCAGUUGAAGGCCAUCUCCGAGAAGCAGUCCAUUCUGAUCACGGAAGAGGGACCUAGAGUGCGCAGGACACACAAGGGCGAAGAGGUUGUCGAGAACGAAUCCUUUCAACAAUCUGACGAUGCUCGCUCAUUUAUCAGGAGGCCUAGCGCCCGAGAUGGUGAGGCAAAGACAGAUGGGGAGGCGGACCCUCAUAGCGGGCUGCAAAUUGACACGCACGGCGCUCGGCACUCGCCCAAGCAUCCCGACUUUGACAUCAACAAGGUCUUUUCGAGCGUCAAGUCUCCCACCGGAGGCCAUAUCCGCCGGCCCUCGGCGCCGCUCCACGGACCCGGCGUUGACCCCGAUGUUGACAGACUUCUCCAGGAAGAGACGGAUUCUCCGCCAUACUCACCCACGGACGAGACAGACCCGGAUGUGGUAUGGCGAGGUCACGUUGUCAUGAGCUCAAUCACCGAUUUUCCCGCAGCGGCCAAGUUCGUCGCGGGAGCGAACCUGGCGAGCACCAUUGGUCUGCCAUGGACGAGUCUGAUCCCCAGGAGGUUGACGGUAGCCGGACGCAUAGAUGAGCAGAAGGCGAUAGAGUACCUCUGCGGUCUACGUUACGCCGACCAGACCGACAUAGUGGUCGUGGCAUUGUCGCCAGCUUCUGAGGCGUCCCGGGGCGACUUUCAGCAGCUCUUCAAUUACUUUGUAGGCAAGAAGCGAUACGCAGUCAUUGGAGAUAAGGGCCUGGCCAACGUCCGGGACACGUAUCUAGUUCCCGUUCCGCCAGGCGAGGGCAACUUGCCCGAGUUUAUGCUCAACUUUUCGGACAACGUCGUACCGCCGAAGCGGACAGAGCCGAUGCUCCUGGGCGUGUUUGUGUACAGGAACAACCCGCGACAGGCACAGCCAGUUAGCGCGACUAGGUCGCCGGUCGCGAACUCACCCACGCCGACCCAAGCUGGUUUCCCGGCGAGGCAUCCUUCGAUAUCUGGCCCGGCCUUCUCGCCAACUGUUCCGCAAGGACCGUUCGCACAACCUGGUCUUCCCGCGACCGGCCACAACGGCCACGCGCCGCAGCAUCCCACGCAGGGCGCGCAUCAAGCGGUGCCUCCGAACCAAGCGCCGGCGGGCUACACCGCGGCAAGAGGGCCGGAGGCCGAGCAAGACAGACGCCAACGUGAGGGCCAAGCCCUGGCUCAUGAGGUAUUAGGUCCCUUGGUCAAUAGCAGGACUGUUCCCUUUUUGAUGCCACAUGCUCAUGCAAUGACCCGGACAGAGUGGGAAGUGAUCAAGGGCAUUUACGACAGAGACCCGAAAGCCAGAGAAGAUUUACAAUACUUGAGCCAGCUGCUUGAGAAACAGCAGCCUGUCAAGGCCGGUGACGCUCCUGCAGCCGCGGCGCCUCAGGGAGUUGCGCCGCCAGCAUGA